Theobroma umbraticum is the source of this 819-nucleotide messenger RNA. NCBI's taxonomy places the organism in Eukaryota, Viridiplantae, Streptophyta, Magnoliopsida, Malvales, Malvaceae. The record is from RefSeq and is a predicted model, not a curated record.
AUGAGCAGACGCGCACCGCGCAGAGAACCGCCCGGGCGCCGCCACGCGCGCGCGGAACCCCAGAAGUCCAGGCGCAGCGAGCACAGCAGCCAGGCACCGAGCAGGCGCGCGCGACGCGGCGCCGCCCGGGCGGCGAGACCGGCCAGACCCGCCGCGCGCCGCGCGCGCGCCCGCGCAGACGCCGACGACCAGCGCCCCGCCGCCCGCGGGCCGCCGCACGGCACCGCGACCGCCUGCCCGCCAGAAGAUGCGCGCGCCCGCGACGCGCCGCGCAGCGCGCGCAGCGCGGCCCCAGGCGGCCACGCAAGCGCCUCACACGCGCGCGCGCGGCUGCCGUGGCCAUCCGACGCGCCGGCGACGGGCGGGGCGCGGGGGCCGGCCGCCCGAGCGGGGCAGGAAGGCAGUGCCGGCCGGGGCGGCCUGGGGGCGGCCGGGAGGCGGCACGCGCCGCGUGCGCGCGUGGCGUUGUGCGCGCGCGCCGCGCCGCGGCGGCCGGGCCGGCGGGGCGCGCGCGGGGCGCGGGGGCGGCACGUCCGCGCCGCGGGCCGCAGGGCGCCCGGCGCGGCGACGCCGGACCGCGGGGGGCGGCCGGGCGCGGGCGCGCGCGCGCGCCCCGCGCGCGGGGGCGCCAGCCGCGGGACCGCGCCCGGGCGUGGCCGGACGGCCCGCGCGGUGCGCCGCCGCGGGUGGGGGCGGGCGGCGGACGGGAGCGGGCCGGGAGGGGGGGGCCGAGGCGCGGGGCAACGCCGGCUCUCGUACACUGAAGUGUGUCAUACGAGGGCCGCUGCUUCCCAUCCUGCGUGCUUGGUCAGUUGCUGA